AUGUCCCUCGCUCUCUCUAUUUGCUUGGCUUUCCUUUUCUCUCUUUGCCAUGGUUCUCAUAGCUUACCUGCACUACGAACUCCUCAUCUUGAUGCGCCUCUUCCAAAUGGAAACUUUGAGCAAGUUCCUAACAAAUCGAACAUGAGAAAGAGGCAAAUAAUCGGAAAAUACUCUCUUCCUCAUUGGGAAAUCUCCGGCCACGUCGAGCUAGUCUCCGGUGGUCCACAGCCAGGAGGUUUCUACUUUGCGGUGCCACGAGGAGUCCAUGCAGCUAGGCUAGGGAACUUAGCGUCGAUAUCUCAGUAUGUGAAAGUGAAGCGUGGCUUGGUCUAUUCUAUAACGUUUGGGGUCACGAGGACUUGUGCUCAGGAUGAGAACAUACGAAUCUCUGUGCCCGGUCAGACCAAUGAGCUCCCGAUCCAAACCCUGUUCAGUACUAAUGGUGGAGACACUUACGCUUGGGCUUUCAAGGCAACGUCUGAUUUGGUCAAGGUCACUUUUCAUAACCCUGGUGUUCAAGAAGACCCUUCUUGUGGUCCCCUCGUUGACGCUGUUGCCAUCAAAGAGAUUCUCCCUCUUCGGUAUACCAAAGGUAACCUUGUGAAGAACGGUGGAUUCGAGAUCGGUCCACAUGUAUUCAACUACUUCUCUACCGGAAUCUUAAUCCCAGCCAAGAUACAAGAUCUGAUCUCACCGCUUCCGGGAUGGAUCGUCGAAUCUCUAAAACCGGUCAAGUACAUCGAUAACCAUCACUUCAAAGUCCCGUCAGGACUCGCCGCAGUCGAGCUCGUCGCCGGGAGAGAAAGCGCCAUCGCUCAGAUCAUCCGUACCGUCGCCGGUAGAAACUACAUCCUCUCGUUCGCGAUCGGAGACGCACACAAUGGUUGUCAUGGGUCGAUGAUGGUGGAGGCGUUUGCGGGAAAGUCGGCGUUUAAGCUUCGGUUUGAAUCUAACGGAAAAGGAGCGUUCAAAGCGGGGCGUUUUGGGUUUCGCGCCGAUUCUAACCGUACGAGGAUAACGUUCUACAGUGGGUUUUAUCAUACCAAGCUUCAUGAUUUUGGACACCUUUGUGGGCCUGUGCUUGACAAUGUUAGGGUUGUCCUGGCCCGUUAA
Raphanus sativus (radish) is the source of this 1113-nucleotide messenger RNA. RefSeq names its product protein DUF642 L-GALACTONO-1,4-LACTONE-RESPONSIVE GENE 2. The transcript is spliced from 3 exons. Lineage: Eukaryota; Viridiplantae; Streptophyta; Magnoliopsida; Brassicales; Brassicaceae. The record is from RefSeq and is a predicted model, not a curated record. The coding region runs from base 1 to 1113 and encodes 370 amino acids.